Molecule: messenger RNA, 1232 nt
Organism: Paramisgurnus dabryanus
Lineage: Eukaryota; Metazoa; Chordata; Actinopteri; Cypriniformes; Cobitidae
Source: RefSeq, a predicted model, not a curated record
CUCAUCCUGUAAGCCCUGAUCAGUUCUUGAUUUACAGCACAUCACAUCCAUCUCAUUAUCAACACUAAACAAAACAGAGACAAGACUCUGUUUACACUCAAGAGAGAAAAACACUGAGGAUACACAAACACAUCACACGCGAGCUCUUUCUUUCUUUCUUUAGUGGGUUCAUCAGCGGACUAAAGAGCUGCAGAGCGCCUCCUGCUGUACUGAGAGAGAAAAGACACUUAACACUUCAUUCAUCUCAUUCAUUACACAAGAAGGUUGUUUCUUCGUGGUGUGGUGGAUAAAGUGCUGAAGAAAGAAAAUUAAGAAAAAUAAAUCAACCUUUUACAUUUUAAAAUCAAAGAUAAGAUUGUAAUGAAAUGUAUUAGUAACACUGGUUUAAAUAAUAGGAUUUAGGAGUACGUAGUUGAUUCUCUUUACUCUCCACCACAGUAGGUGGCGGGAUUCACCUUUGAAGUAGGUUCGCAACCCACCAUAAAACCCAAAGAAGAAAAAGAACAUCAACCGCUGUGAUUACAGUCAGUUUUAUUCUGUGUUUGUUGUUGUCUACUUUAAGUAAAUUAAACCUCCACAGAGUCUCUGGAUUCUGUCUGUAACGCUGGAGAACAUCAGCAGAUCCUGCAGACCAAACUCAAGAUGUGUUCAGUCAAACUGGAGGACAGUGGGAACCAAAUGGAGAUAAAAACUGAACCAAUGGAAGAGGAAGAUCACACUGAGGAAGAAAAAAGUUAUUAUGGUGAUUUAAUUCCUUCAGAUGUGAAGAGGGAAUCAUGUUUGGAUGGAGAAAUAACGUCCCCAACAUCGAAAGAGCGACGGACAGCACAAACUCAAGAAAAGAAACUUGAUUCAGGAGAGCACAGAGAGAAGAAGAAGCUGCAGUUUCACUGUCAACAGUGUGGAAAGGAUUUUGUUGUCUUAUCUAAGCUGACACGUCACAUGAGGACACACAGUGGUGAAAAGUCUUUCUACUGCACUGAAUGUGGCAAAUACUUCAGCACCAAAAGAAAUCUUGAUGUUCAUCAAAUAAUUCACACAGGAGAAAAACCAUACGAGUGUCCUCACUGUGAGAAGAGAUUCAGCCACAAAGGAUAUAUGAAGAGACAUGUGUUUACACACACCAAUGAAAAAACCGUAUCAGUGCAGUGAAUGUGGAAAACCCUUUAAGUAUUUAUGCUCUUUAACAUUACAUAAAAAAAUACACAGUAAGGAGAAACUCUAUCAGUGUU